This is a messenger RNA of Hippopotamus amphibius kiboko, 2904 nucleotides long. It is a transcript of the gene SKOR1, whose product is annotated as SKI family transcriptional corepressor 1. Gene Ontology annotation, biological process: negative regulation of transcription by RNA polymerase II; negative regulation of BMP signaling pathway. The transcript has 9 exons. Gene Ontology annotation, molecular function: DNA-binding transcription factor activity, RNA polymerase II-specific; RNA polymerase II cis-regulatory region sequence-specific DNA binding; SMAD binding. Gene Ontology annotation, cellular component: nucleus; transcription regulator complex. The record is from RefSeq and is a predicted model, not a curated record. Lineage: Eukaryota; Metazoa; Chordata; Mammalia; Artiodactyla; Hippopotamidae.
AUGGCUUUGCUGUGUGGCCUUGGGCAAGUCACUCUCCGUCUCUGGGCCCCACUUCCUCCCCAGACCUAAAACAGGAUCAGGUUCCCAGCUACCAGGGCAUUCCUGAGGAGCGGCGGCAUGGAGGCUCUCACCACUCAGCUGGGGCCGGGGCGCGAGGGCAACUCCUCGCCCAAUUCCAAACAGGAGCUGCAGCCCUACUCCGGCUCCAGCGCUCUCAAACCCAACCAGGUGGGCGAGACAUCGCUGUACGGGGUGCCUAUCGUGUCUCUGGUCAUCGACGGCCAGGAGCGCCUAUGCCUAGCGCAGAUCUCCAACACCCUUCUCAAGAAUUACAGCUACAAUGAGAUCCACAACCGCCGCGUGGCCCUGGGGAUCACGUGCGUGCAGUGCACACCGGUGCAGCUGGAGAUUCUGCGUCGGGCCGGGGCCAUGCCCAUCUCGUCGCGCCGCUGCGGCAUGAUCACCAAGCGCGAGGCCGAACGCCUGUGCAAGUCGUUCCUGGGCGAGCACAAGCCACCGAAGCUGCCCGAGAACUUCGCCUUCGAUGUGGUGCACGAGUGCGCCUGGGGCUCGCGUGGCAGCUUCAUACCCGCGCGUUACAACAGCUCGCGUGCCAAGUGCAUCAAGUGCGGUUACUGCAGCAUGUACUUCUCGCCUAACAAGUUCAUCUUCCACUCGCACCGCACACCCGACGCCAAGUACACGCAGCCCGACGCAGCCAACUUUAACUCGUGGCGCAGACACCUCAAACUCAGUGACAAGUCGGCCACAGACGAACUGAGCCACGCUUGGGAGGACGUCAAGGCCAUGUUCAACGGUGGCACCCGCAAGCGGACCUUCUCGCUGCAAGGAGGCGGCGGCGGCGCUAAUGGCGGGGCGGGUGGGCAGGGGAAGGGUGGUGCUGGCGGCGGCGGCGGCGGCGGGGGAGGCCCGGGGUGCGGCGCAGAGAUGGCCCCAGGCCCGCCGCCCCACAAAAGCCUGCGCUGUGGCGAAGAAGAGGCCGCCGGGCCUCCCGGGCCACCUCCUCCUCACGCGCAGCGGGGACUUGGUCUGGCGGCGGGAGCCGGCGGCCCCGCGGGCGCUGGAGGGCCUGGUGGAGGUGCCGGCGUACGCAGCUACCCGGUGAUCCCAGUGCCCAGCAAGGGCUUUGGCCUCUUGCAGAAGCUGCCCCCGCCGCUUUUCCCUCAUCCCUACGGCUUCCCCACGGCCUUCGGCCUCUGCCCCAAGAAGGACGACCCUGUGCUAGGCGCGGGCGAACCCAAGGGCGGCCCAGGCGCCGGGAGCGGCGGGGGCGCGGGCGCUGGCGCAGGCGCGGGUGGCCCAGGAACCGGCCACUUGCCCCCCGGGGCGGGAGCUGGCCCGGGCGGCGGCGCCAUGUUCUGGGGUCACCAGCCCUCCGGGGCAGCCAAGGACGCAGCGGCCGUGGCCGCGGCGGCUGCCGCAGCCACUGUGUACCCGACGUUUCCUAUGUUCUGGCCGGCGGCAGGCAGCCUCCCAGUGCCGCCCUAUCCAGCCGCGCAAAGCCAAGCCAAGGCCGUGGCUGCGGCUGUAGCGGCGGCAGCGGCGGCAGCGGCGGCUGCUGCCGGUGGUGGCGGCCCCGAGCCCCUGGACGGUGCCGAGCCGACCAAGGAGGGCGGCCUGGUCGCAGAGGAGCGCUGCCCGAGCGCGCUGUCCCGCGGGCCGCUGGACGAGGACGGCGCGGACGAGGCGCUGCCGCCCCCGCUAGCCCCGCUGCCCCCGCCGCCCCCGCCGCCCGCACGCAAAGGUUCCUACGUGUCGGCCUUCCGGCCUGUGGUCAAGGACGCCGAGAGCAUCGCCAAGCUCUACGGUAGCGCACGCGACGCGUACGGCAGCGGGCCAGCCCGUGGGCCCGGGCCAGGCGCAGGGUCUGGCGGCGGCUACGCGAGCCCGGACUUUCUGAGCGAGGGCAGUUCCAGCUACCACUCCGCCUCCCCCGACGUGGACACUGCGGACGAGCCAGAGGUGGACGUGGAAUCCAAUCGCUUCCCCGACGACGAGGGCGCCCCGGACGAGGCCGAGCCCGGCGCGCCCGGCGCGCCCAGCACAGGAGGCGGCCCGGAUGGUGACCAGCAGGCAGGACCCCCAUCUGCCACCUCAUCGGGUGCCGACGGUCCCACAGACUCUCCCGACGGCGGCAGCCCUCGUCCCCGGCGCCGCCCAGGGCUACCCCCAGCCAGUCGGUCCGCAUUUGGGGACCUGGCGGCCGACGACCUGGUGCGGAGACCAGAGAGGAGCCCGCCGAGCAGCGGCUAUGAGCUGCGAGAGUCUUGCGGACCGCUGGGGGGCCCCGCGCCAGCCAAGGUGUACGCGCCCGAGCGGGACGAGCAUGGGAAGAGCGCGGCCGCGGCGCUGGGGCCCGCGGCCUCCUACCUCUGCACUCCCGAGGCCCACGAGCCAGAUAAGGAAGACAAUCACUCGACUGCCGACGAUUUGGAAACAAGAAAAUCCUAUCCAGACCAAAGGAGUAUCUCCCAGCCAAGUCCCGUAAAUACAGACCGAGGUGAAGAUGGGCUCACCCUAGAUGUCACGGGAACUCAACUAGUGGAGAAGGAUAUCGAGAACCUGGCCAGAGACGAAUUGCAAAAACUGCUCCUGGAGCAAAUGGAACUCCGCAAGAAGCUGGAGCGAGAAUUUCAGAGUCUCAAAGAUAAUUUUCAGGAUCAAAUGAAGAGGGAAUUGGCUUAUCGAGAAGAAAUGGUGCAACAGCUGCAAAUUGUCAGAGAUACUCUGUGUAACGAACUUGACCAAGAGCGGAAGGCGCGCUAUGCCAUCCAGCAGAAAUUAAAAGAAGCCCACGACGCCCUGCAUCACUUCUCCUGCAAGAUGCUGACGCCCCGGCACUGCACUGGCAACUGCUCCUUCAAGCCCCCGCUGUUGCCCUAG